Cynara cardunculus var. scolymus (artichoke) is the source of this 1736-nucleotide messenger RNA. Its product is annotated as peroxisome biogenesis protein 16. Lineage: Eukaryota; Viridiplantae; Streptophyta; Magnoliopsida; Asterales; Asteraceae. Gene Ontology annotation, biological process: peroxisome organization. The transcript is spliced from 8 exons. Gene Ontology annotation, cellular component: peroxisomal membrane. The coding region runs from base 329 to 1396 and encodes 355 amino acids. The record is from RefSeq and is a predicted model, not a curated record.
UCAAGAGAGCGUAUAAACGUUUUAUGCGCACAAAUCACCCAAAAAGGGUUUGAUUUCUUUAUGGGUUUUUUCGUCUGGGUUUGAUCCAAAUUGACCAAAAUUUCAGAAAAGAUUCCUACUUCGACUGCUUUGUUCUUCUGGGUUUAUUUUCCCAAAGACUCUCAAAAAGAGGCGCGAUUGAAUUACCCAAGCUUCACCAACGAUUCGAACUUUCAUUGCUCCUUCAUUUGGGGGAAAACUCCAUUCACAAGCUAGAAUUCAGUUAAUCGAUCGAACAAUAAGGUUUUGAAUUGUGGAUUCAGUUCAGAUACAGUUCAUUUUCGAAGCUAUGGAAGCUUAUAAGAGAUGGGUUCGAAGGAACAAGGAGUAUGUUCAUUCGUUAGAGUCUCUUGCUAAUGGAUUCACAUGGCUUCUUCCGGAGAGAUUUUCUGAGACGGAAAUCGGACCAGAAGCAGUAACGUCGAUAUUGGGCAUAGUGACUGCUGUCAACGAACAUAUAAUCGAAACGACUCCAUCCCAAAUGAAUACAAGACAUCCGGAGUCAUCUUCUUUUCCAUAUUCCUUGUGUUUGACUUUGUUGAAAGACAUGGAAACUUUGGUUGAAGUUGUGGCACAACAUUACUAUGGUGACGACAAGAAAUGGAAUUUCAUCGCGGUUACAGAGGCAACAAAGGUACUAGUUAGACUAGCUUUAUUGCGGAAUAGCGGGUACAAGAUGCUAUUACAUGGAGGGGAGACAAUGAACGAUGGAAAAGAUCCAAAUGAUGCAAACCAACAGCCUGUGCACGGACGUUUAUUGCGUCAGGGACAAAAUGGUAAUUUGACUCGUGAAGGAAGGGCUCUCUCUGCGAUGAGUAGGUUUGGAGAAAAUGCUAGGGUGCUUUCUGAUCCAACAUGGUUUCGCAGGGUCGAACAUCAUCAGCGUGCAAUUAUGGAACCUCCAGAAACAAGUGUAAAGAGACUAACGCUCUCGAGUUUCUUGUCCGAAAAGGGUCUCCCUGGAGGAUUAUUUCUAAUGGGGGAGUUCAUGUUCAUUGCAAGACCGCUCAUAUAUGUUUUGUUGAUAAGAAAAUACGGACUCCGAUCAUGGCUUCCGUGGUUUGUCUCUUUGUCUAUCGAUUUGAUUGGAAUGAGUGCAUCAACAAUGUCGUUGACCGACCAUGAAGACAAACGCCUUUCUCUUUCUGUUCCCGAGAAGGAUGAGUUGAGAAGGCGAAAACUAUUGUUGGCGCUUUACCUCAUGAGAGAUCCGUGCUUCGGCAAAUACACACGGCAAAGGCUGGAAAGUACUGAAAAAACUUUGGAACAUGUUCCAGUUGUCGGGUUUCUUGCAGGAAAACUGAUCGAACUGUUGGUUGGAGUGCAAACACGGUACACGUACACCUCUGGUUCUUGAGGCGUAGACGAACCAAAAAAAUGUGUUAUAUUUUUGUCAAACUACAAGUCUCGGGUGAACGUAACGAUUUUCUCGUGAAACCGAAAGAUACUUUUAUCAAAUAAUGAUUGUUUCGUUAACGUAUACGAAGCAAUAUAUGAUCGUUGUAAAUCUACGUUUUACGAGUAACCUUGUUACAAUUACUAGAUCUCGGUUUUUUUCCUUUUUCGUGUUGAGAUGGUCAGAAUCAGUGGAAUGUACAACUUUUAAUGCACAAAGUACAAGUUACUAUGCAUAAAAACUUUUGAUAUUCAUGUAUGAAUACAUGUAUGCAUAAAAUAUCUGUUUGAGAUGCUCUUAG